ACACCUGUUAACCACAACUACAACCACAGGGUAGAUUCAACACCUUUGUGUCACAGAAACAUUAGAAGCUUUACAUAGACAGAGUGGGUUUUUUGCAGGGCUCGUUUCAUCACAUUCUGCAGGUAUAUUACACUGAGGACUCAUUUCAGGCGUAGGCUGAGCGGAAACAUAGAUUUAAAACGAUUCAAGAGAGUUGCGACCACCUCUGAGGAAAUCUCACAGAAGAAGGAAGGGGAAGUUUACGAAGACAGAGGGGGGUUUCAGUGUACAGCGCUCAUAAGCUGCAGCGGCUCUCUCUGUCCUGCAGAGGCGAUGCUGGAGUUUCAAAAGACGAGCGCCCGGCGCUGAGCGCAGCUUUUACCAUGCCGCUCACAGCUUUACAAUAGGGACAAGAGUUUUUUUUUUUUUUUUUUUUUUUUUUUUACAUCUGGAACUGACCAGCUGCUUUCACCACUCUCCGACAUCAUGGAGUACUGGAGGCAAUGUGCGAUGUGGCUGAUCAGCUGCAACGUGCUGCCCGUGAACCACCGGGUAACUGCGGACACGGCGCAGGUGUUCGACUUGGCGCAAACCCUGCGGGACGGGGUGCUGCUGUGCCAGCUGCUCAACAACCUGAGACCUCACACUAUCAACCUGAAGGAGAUUAAUCUCCGGCCACAGAUGUCACAGUUCCUGUGCUUGAAGAACAUCCGCACCUUCCUGACGUCUUGCUGUGAUGUGUUCGGGAUGAAGAAAAGUGACUUAUUUGAAGCCUUUGAUCUCUUUGAUGUUCGAGACUUUGGAAAGGUUAUGGACAUGCUAUCCAAGCUCUCUUACACAACGACUGCACAGCAAGCAGGAUUCAAGCCAUUUCCAACAGAGGAGAGCCUAAAAGACGAGGACAUUUGCAAUAAUCUGGAGGAUUUGAUUGAUGAGAAUGUCCUUGAGGACGAGGAUGACUUGUAUGCAGCGGUCUAUGGGCUGGAAGAAGACUACGCAGGGGGAGAGAUUUAUGAAGAUCUCAUGAGAACCGAGCAGCCUCCCCCACUGAAGCAGGCAGAGGUAGAUGUGAGGAGCUGCUGCCUUACGGAGAUCAAACAGACGGAGGAGAAAUACACAGAGACCCUGGAGUCCAUCGAGAAGUAUUUCCUGAAUCCUCUGAAGAAGUUCUUCUCUGCAGCUGAAAUUGACAAAGUUUUUGUCAACAUUCCAGACCUGGUUAAAGUUCACAAGAGCCUGAUGGUUGAUGUGCAGGACUCCAUCUUGAACAAAAAUGCCUUAAAUCUCUACCAGAUUUUUAUCAGCUACAAAGAGAGACUGCUCAUUUACGGAAUAUACUGCAGUCGAGUGGAGAUCGCCAUCGCUGUUUUAGACCUCAUUUGCAAAGAGAAAGAGGAUGUCCGCCUGAAGCUGGAGGAGUGUUCCAAAAGGGCCAACAAUGGGAAGUUUACACUGAGGGACCUGCUGGUUGUCCCGAUGCAGAGAGUCCUCAAGUAUCAUCUCCUUCUUCAGGAGCUAGUCAAACACACUCACGAUGCUGCUGACAAGAGCAACUUGAAGAUCGCUCUUGAUGCCAUGAAAGACCUGGCUCAGUAUGUCAACGAGGUGAAGAGAGAUAAUGAGACUCUGAGGGAGAUCGAACAGUACCAGAGGUCUAUCGAAAACUUGAAUCAGCCGCUCAUCACCUUUGGUCGGCCAAAAGGAGACGGAGAGGUGCGCAUGAUCUCCAGUGUUGACAAGAGGAAACAAGACAGACACAUCUUUUUAUUUGAUGUGGCUGUCAUUGUUUGCAAGAGACGAGGAGACAACUAUGAGAUGAAGGACAUACUCGACCUCAACUACUUCAAGAUCACCAACAACCCCACCUCUGACAGAGAGGGCAAAAAGUGGUGCUACGGCUUCUACGUGACUCACCAGCAGGGGUACACAGGCUUUGAACUCUUUUUUAAGACCAGGGAGCUGAAGAAGAAGUGGCUGGAUCAGUUUGAAAUGGCUAUAUCAAAUAUCCGGCCAGAAAAAGCCAGCCACAACUCCCACCAGUUCAAGAUGCACACAUUUGAAAGGAUCACUUCCUGUAGCUUCUGUCACCUCUUGCUCAGGGGCAUCUUUAACCAGGGUUAUCUCUGUCUCAAAUGUGGGCUGGGGGCUCAUAAGGAGUGUCUGGGUCGACUGGGAGUGUGUGGGAGAACAGAUUCUGCCAAGCCGAGACCCAAGGAAAACACAGUACCACCGGACCCAGGUUUACCCAGGAUGGUUGUGAUCAGAGACUACAGUGGCCUCCCCUACCCCCAGUGGGGGCCCCCACUAAGCAUUCAUGCGGGGGAUGUCAUCGAACUGAUGUUUGCCGACCUACACAGCUCCUGGUGGCAGGGCAAAAUCCUGGCGACAAGCAAGAUUGGCUUCUUUCCAAGUGACGCUGUGAGGCCUUGCCCGUGUGUUCCAAAACCUGUCGAUUACUCUGCCCAGCUCUGGUUUGCAGGGCCCAUGGAGAGAUACCAGGCUGAGGUGGAGCUCCUGGACCGAGGAAACAGCACCUAUCUGGUUCGACACAGAAGUAAAGAAUGCACUGAGUACGCCAUCAGUAUAAAGUUCAACGAUAAAAUCAAGCACAUUAAGAUUCUGACCAAGGAUGGCUGCUUUUACAUCGCUGAGAGCCGACUGUUCAAGACUGUCCUGGACUUAGUGGAGUACUACAAGCAGCAUUCUUUGAAGGAGGGUUUCAGCAGUCUUGACACCACUCUGCAGGUCCCCUAUAGGGAACCAUCCAAUGGAAACAUGCCCAGGGCCAUUACUACGGCUGGCAGUGUGUUUUCUCCCAGGGUGGUGGGUAUUGCAGUGGCACGCUACGACUUCAGCUCCAGAGACACACGGGAGCUCUCACUGCUGCAGGGAGACAUUAUCAAGAUCUACACCAAGAUGUCGAGUGGGUGGUGGAAGGGAGAGGUCGACGGCAGGGUGGGCUGGUUUCCCUCUACCUAUGUCGAAGAGGAGGACUGACUUUUGCCGGUCGAAUGACGUCUUUUCAGCAUCCAGUAAAAGCUGACCACCUCCGCUGAGCGCCACGCCGCUCAUCCACUCUCUGUGCCCUGCAAGUCAGAUCUCUUUGAUAAAACCCAGAGACUCGGACUGAAGAGGAAACGGCAGCGCCCUCAAAAGCCUCCUGCCCUCUGACAGACUCUCACACGGAGCAGAUGUCAAAUCACAGAUUCAAGGAGCGUCACGCUGUUUCUCGCCUCUCUGUGGUCCUGUCUGCCCCCGUGGCCCUAUGGGAAGUGCAUGAGCUGUACCCAGAUAACCCUCCCCUCCUGUCCCCCUAUCCACUCACCUUGUCUUAUUAUUGAUGACUCCAUUGGCUGGUGUAAGGCUUGCCUUCACUGUCAUCAUGUUUCGAUACCAGGGAGGUUCAGUCACCCAGCUGGAACACAGAUCCUGCUGACAGCGCAUCGCCCAGGUGCUCCACCACAUUGAAAUGCAGGAGCUGAGGAGCUCUGACUGUUGUUGGAACCCUAUAGCCGUCUUGGCUGUUCAGACGUUUGUGUUCAACUUUCUGUCAAAGACUCAUUUUAAUUUUAAAAUUUUAAAUCACUGGACUGAUAUUAACUGUGUGAUAUUUAAAUGCAAUCGCUGAAAUGUGAUUUUACACAGCUUGAAAAAAAAGAAAAAGAAAAAAGGAUGGAAAGAUUUCAGCACCACAGCGCGAAAGAUUGAACUGUCAUCCACAUGAGAUGUGUUUGCAGACUUAAUGACUGUUGGACUUGUGGAGCUACAAGUGAUUCUAUCCUAUCGUGACGGGAAAUCGUUCCUGGAGAUAAAGCGGAAGCAUGAGACGGGUGUCAAAAAUUUCUUUACCCUUCAAUUGUUCCCUCCCAAAUUUAAAGCAAUAGUUGGACAUUUUGUGUAAUACAUAAUACAUACAUAAUAAUGUAUCCCCUGUUUCCACUCUUUAUGCUAAGCUAAGCUAACGGUCUUCUGGCUGUAGCUUCAGAUAUAGCAGACAGACAUGUUGUAUCAAUCUUUUCAUCAAAUUUGUAAGAAGAAAGCAAAUAAGCGUGUUUCUUAAAUCAUCAAAAUGUUCUUUUAAGCUAAAAUCAGCCGCAAUUACAGCUGGUCCCGCUAGAAGAAAUGAACAUGGUGAAUCAUCAAAAGGAGGGAGGAAUACACAGUUUGAUAAUGUUUCAAGACGUUCCCAUUUAAUGUCUCUAAAAGGAAGGAAAAAAAAAAAAGCCCAGUUCUUAUGUUAGGCUUCAGACAUGUGAAGUCAUCAAAGAGAAAAAAAAAAAAAUGCACAAAAGGAAUUACAAAGCCAAAUAAGUUGUAACGGCGCACGUGUGGGGUAGACCGUGUAAUUGGAGGUAUAUGUCUAUACUUCACUGUGAGCCCCUUCAUCUUUUCAUCAUUCACUGUGGAAACCAGAGAGCCCUUUUACAUUCCACGGAUUUUGUGUUUACCUCAACUCUUUUUGGUUUCAGAAUGAAUGAUUCAAGGGUGAUGUAACAGCUGUUCACUGUAGUGCAAGGUAGCACAAGGGCGUCAAGUGAUACUGUUUUCCUUCAAACGUCCACACCCCCACUAACCAUGUGUGUGACAUCAAUAUCUAAUAAAAGCAUACUCUUUGAAUUGUA
Molecule: messenger RNA, 4601 nt
Organism: Seriola aureovittata
Lineage: Eukaryota; Metazoa; Chordata; Actinopteri; Carangiformes; Carangidae
Product: guanine nucleotide exchange factor VAV3-like
Exons: 27
Coding region: 466-2976 (836 amino acids)
Biological process (GO): cell migration; regulation of GTPase activity; intracellular signal transduction
Cellular component (GO): cytoplasm; plasma membrane
Molecular function (GO): protein binding; guanyl-nucleotide exchange factor activity
Source: RefSeq, a predicted model, not a curated record